AUGGCGAGCUCUGGGGCGGCCGGGCCGAGCGGCGGGGCGUGCGCGGUGUGGCGUGGGCCGCGGCUGCACGCGGGGGCCGCGUACCGCGAAGUGCAGAAGCUGAUGCACCACGAGUGGCUGGGCGCGGGCGCGGGCCACCCCGUGGGCCUAGCGCACCCCCAGUGGCUACCGACGGGAGGAGGCGGCGGCGGCGACUGGGCUGGCGGUCCGCACCUGGAACACGGCAAGGCAGGCGGCGGCGGCACCGGUCGAGCCGACGACGGUGGCGGCGGCGGUUUCCACGCACGCCUGGUGCACCAGGGGGCGGCCCACGCGGGCGCGGCAUGGGCUCAGGGCGGCACGGCGCACCACUUGGGCCCGGCUAUGUCGCCGUCGCCAGGGGCCGGCGGGGGCCACCAGCCUCAGCCGCUCGGGCUGUACGCUCAAGCGGCCUACCCGGGGGGCGGCGGCAGCGGCCUGGCCGGGAUGCUGGCGGCGGGCGGCGGUGGCGCGGGACCGGGCCUGCACCACGCGCUGCAUGAGGACGGCCACGAGGCGCAGCUGGAGCCGUCGCCUCCACCGCACCUGGGUGCCCACGGACACGCACACGGACAUGCACACGCCGGAGGCCUGCACGCGGCGGCGGCGGCGCACCUGCACCCGGGCGCGGGAGGCGGCGGCUCGUCGGUGGGCGAGCACUCGGACGAGGACGCGCCCAGCUCCGACGACCUGGAGCAGUUCGCCAAGCAGUUCAAGCAGCGGCGCAUCAAGCUGGGCUUCACGCAGGCCGACGUGGGGCUGGCGCUGGGCACGCUGUACGGUAACGUGUUCUCACAGACCACCAUCUGCCGCUUCGAGGCCCUGCAGCUGAGCUUCAAGAACAUGUGCAAGCUCAAGCCGCUGCUCAACAAGUGGCUGGAGGAGACCGACUCGUCCAGCGGCAGCCCCACCAACCUGGACAAGAUCGCGGCGCAGGGCCGCAAGCGCAAAAAGCGCACGUCCAUCGAGGUGGGGGGUCAAAGGCGCGCUUCGAGAGCCAACUUUCUCAAGUGUCCCAAGCCCUCGGGCGCACGAAAAUCACGGACCCUGGCCAACAGCCCUGCAGCUGGGAAAAGGAGGUGGGACAAGCUGCCAACUCCCAAGCCUGUGAGAGCCGACCGCAUCUAG
This is a messenger RNA of Myotis lucifugus (little brown bat), 1146 nucleotides long. It is a transcript of the gene POU3F1, whose product is annotated as POU class 3 homeobox 1. Gene Ontology annotation, molecular function: RNA polymerase II cis-regulatory region sequence-specific DNA binding; DNA-binding transcription factor activity, RNA polymerase II-specific. NCBI's taxonomy places the organism in Eukaryota, Metazoa, Chordata, Mammalia, Chiroptera, Vespertilionidae. Gene Ontology annotation, biological process: regulation of transcription by RNA polymerase II. The record is from RefSeq and is a predicted model, not a curated record.